AUGGUUCAGGUCGAGAUCGCCUGGUGCACCAGCAGUGACCAGGCCCUGGUGGCGGUCAAGUCCCGGGCGGCGAUGACUCUUUUCUUGCGCCUGCAUUGUUGGGCGUUGGAGUGGGAUGACCAGAAGAAAAUUAGCACAGCGAGGGGCCCAGCUCUUGGCAGUUGUAGUGUACGGGAGAUGCGCAGCGCAGUGAAGAGUAACGAGGGCCCGUUUCCGCGGAAAUGUUGGGGAAGGUUCCAGAUUUCAGGUCAUAAGCACCUGAGCUGGGACGACACUGGGCAGCGUGAGGAUUUUGUCAGCUAUUUGAAUUUGUUUCGGCCUGCGAUCGCAGCGGUGCUGUCUUCUCGCUUUCAUGGCACAUGUUCAGCGCUCUGCUCACAUCAAUGGUCAGUCUCGAGCACUUGCUAG
Prorocentrum cordatum is the source of this 408-nucleotide messenger RNA. The record is from the annotation of a GenBank genome assembly. NCBI's taxonomy places the organism in Eukaryota, Dinophyceae, Prorocentrales, Prorocentraceae.